AAUUUGAAUGUUAAUGACGUUGCCCUUGACACCGCACACCGGUCAUUUGUAGAUAUUAUUCGGAAUUAUCUACUGCGCAUUCUUGUUAUCAUUACUAUUGUUAUCGCCAUUAAGUAUCGCUUCGUCGCGAUCAAUUAAGGACGGCGCUGCGUAGCCGGAAAGGGUCAAAGAUUACGUGCCAUGCUCUCUGUGCACAAUCGGCGCGCCAUUUGGACCGCGUCUAGUGAGUCAACACGUACGAGCAGAGUUUCAACGCGCGUUUACCGCACUUUGUGCUAAAAUAUAAUGGAGCGUAAUACAUAUUCAUCGGAUGAACACGAGGAAAUUGAGGAGAUGCAGGAUGCUUGUUAUACGGACCCUUUUUGCAAUCCAGACGAGCCUCAUGUCAUCCAGUUUGAGGAUAUUACUUCGGCGGCAUUUAAAAUCAAGAGCGGAGUUGUUCUUACCCCUUGUAUUAAAUCACAUCUUUCUGAAAUAACUGGCAUGGAAAUAUUUCUUAAGAAGGAAUUUCUACAGUAUACAGGCAGUUUUAAGGAACGUGGAGCACGUUAUACACUUUUAAUGCUCAACUCUGAACUACGUCGCAAGGGUGUCAUCUCCGCAUCUUUGGGUAAUCACGCGCAGGCUAUCAGUUACCAUGGAUACAAAUUAGGAGUACCUGUCACGGUGGUGAUGCCUAUUGUUGCGCCGAUUAUGAAAAUACAGAAAUGCCGCCAGUACGGCGCCACUGUUGUCGUACAGGGGAAGGAUAUGGCUGAAUCGAAAAAGAUUGCGAUGAAGCUCGCCAAGGAGCAUGAUUACACUUAUAUCAACGGCUAUGACCAUCCACACAUCAUGGCUGGUCAGGGGACGAUUGGAUUGGAGAUUGCUGAUCAGGUGGAUAACAUCGACGCUGUCGUCGUACCAAUCGGUGGAGGUGGGCUCAUUGCUGGUGUUGCCUUGGCUCUAAAAACUCUUCAUCCCAACAUACAAAUAAUAGGUGUUGAAUCGGAAAAAUGCGCUAGUUUUUCACAUGCUGUCAAAAUGGGUAAACCUGCUCAUGUACCAAUCGAAUCCACCUUAGCUGAUGGUUUAGCUGUGCCCAUUGUUGGGUACAAUGCGUUUUUGACAGCAAGGCCACUCAUUGAUAAAAUCGUCACUGUUAGCGAAGAAUAUAUUGCGCUUGCAAUUUUAAGACUGGUUGAAAUGGAAAAGAUUGUUGUAGAGGGCGCUGGUGCAGCUGGUUUUGCCGCCAUCUUGGAAGGUAAACUUAACGACCUCAAGGGUAAAAGGGUGGUUUUAAAUUUGUGUGGCGGUAAUAUAGACACAACAGUAUUGGGUAGGUGUUUGGAGAGAGGACUCGCGGCCGAAGGGAGGUUAUUGAAGGUAACUGUAACAGUCAGUGAUCGACCAGGAGGAAUUGCUGAACUUUGCAAGUUGAUCAGCUCCAUUGGCGUCUCGAUUAAAGACGUUCUGCAUGAACGUGCCUGGGUCACUUGUGAUGUUUUCAGCGUAGAAGUAAAAGUCGUUUGUGAAACAAGAGAUUACGAACAUGCCCAGGAAUUAAAAUGUCUGCUUAAUUCCGUGUACAGAAAGGUAAAUUUUGUUGAUUUCCCGACGGAAAAAGUGUUUGCAUGCAUGGAUUAGACACUUUUUAAUUAAUACAUUUAUACAUUUGUAUAUAAUAACAUAUAUAAUCUGAGAUAUUUAA
Messenger RNA from Dalotia coriaria, 1690 nucleotides. It is a transcript of the gene Srr, whose product is annotated as Serine racemase. Gene Ontology annotation, molecular function: L-serine ammonia-lyase activity; threonine deaminase activity. Lineage: Eukaryota; Metazoa; Arthropoda; Insecta; Coleoptera; Staphylinidae. The record is from RefSeq and is a predicted model, not a curated record. The transcript has 8 exons. Bases 286 to 1626 code for a protein of 446 amino acids. Gene Ontology annotation, biological process: L-threonine catabolic process; L-serine catabolic process.